GUGUGAUCAAUCGAUUGCAACUGAUGAUUAUGAUUAUGAUGGUGAUGAUCAUGACAGAAGUAGUUCAUUAUCAUCGAAAAAGAAGUUGUUCCAAUAAUAAAAGUACUGCGCUCCUGGGAGGCUCGUGGUCCGGUUUUUACAUAAAUUUGUAAUCUCGUGAUUGUCACCUUGUGGCUUUGUUCACCGCUUUAUCUCAUGACGUUGCAAUCAUCGCCUUAAUCGCCGCCAUAUUCGUCGCUUGUCCUUUACACAAGCAACUGUGCAAAGAGCUUCGAGUGAACAUUAAAGAAUAUAAGGACACUUUUCAAGCAAAUUAACCUAUAAUCGAAUGUGAAUCACAAUUAUUGAGAUCGCUGGUAGAAAUUGUGACAAUUUUUAAACACACUGUUCUCCUAGUCGCAGAAUGGGGAAAAGAAAUGUAACACUCGAAGAAGAAGAAAACUUAGGUAAUGAAGUCAAAAAGUAUCCUUGCUUAUAUGACAAGACGAUUGCAAGUUACAAAGACAUUGAAAGUAUCUCAAACGCAUGGAAAGAGAUCGAAAAUGUGCUUGGCCUACCCGAAGGGGAAGGGGCAAAAAGAUAUGAAAACCUGAAGAAAAGAUACAGCAAGAAGAAAAUGGCUUUCAAAUAUGCAUGGGCUUUAGGAGAAGGAACACCACUUGUUGAGGCUGCAGAAAAAGACUUGAAACAAUAUGAUUUUCUUAACUGGCUUAAUGCUCAUUUAAGGUUAAGGAAACCCAAUAAGAAAAGAUCUGCAAUGAGGAAAAAAUUCAAAACUGAUCAUUUGCACCAGAAAGAAGAAAAUGACACAAGCGCCAACGAGGUAACUGGCACAGGAGAUGACAGCCAUGAUGGGGUCAAUCUUAAUGAAGAUUGUGACCCUGGAAUCAUAGUCAUUAAUCCUAAACAGCCAGGUGUUUAUAGCAAACCAAUUCCCAUAACAGCCACAUCUAGCCACAAGGUAAUGAUUUCAAGUGUACCAAUAAAGAAAAAGAGGGUCUCAGAUGACAAAAUGCCUCAAGCGACAACUUGUGAAAGUGAGCCAGCCAGUGUGCUAACAAUGAGCAACACACUGGAAGAAAUGCCAAUAACCUCAGCAUCAUCGUCAUUUUCCACUGCAACAUCAUCAGCAUCAAUAGGACCAAACAAAGAUGCAGAUGAUAUCUUUGGGAUGAUGGUUGCCAGUGAACUUAAAGCAAUGAAAAAGAGUGCUAAAUUCCGCUUGAAAUAUGAAAUAAAUAACCUUAUAUACAAAUUUCAUGAAUGGGAACAAGAGCAAGAACCACAAGUCAUACAACAAGAGUUUUAACAUUUAAUCAUUUAAAUGGCCAGUGAAACUUUGCUUACCCCUGCAAAACUUGGCUAACAUGGCCCAACUCCCUGAAAUAUGCAACUUCAGAAUAAGUUAAAUUAAAGUAUUUGAAGAGGUUGUUGUACAAACCUUUUUGGGUUGUGAAUUUAGAUUCCUAUUUGGAAAAUAUACCAUCUUACCCUGAAAUAUAAGAAUUCACAACAGUUCAUAACAUUGCUAAAAGAAAAUUGGAUAGCUACUUUGUUUUACCACCCAUUUUCAGGGACAUUGGAGCACAUAUAAGAGAAAAGGGCUCUAGAAAAGUGGGAGGGGGCUCUAGAUAAGUGGGGGGCUUCUUUCAUAGUUUGUCGCCAUUAUAUUUGAUGCCAUAACUUUGAUAUCGUACUUUAGCAAAAAAGUGGGGGGCUACAGCCCAGCCAGCCCCCUAGCUCCUGCAUGCCUAUUAUAGUAGUUCUUUCCUAUCAUCUUUGAUGCCACUAACUGAAUAUAAUUGUUUAGGAGAAAAGUGAUAUAGCCCCUGCAGCCCCCGGUUCUAGCAUGUCUGAUUUCAUCAACAAUAAAUGCCUCCAUAGGAAUCAAACUCAAGUGUUGAUUUGGUUCAAGUGAAAUAUUGGUAUAAUUAUAUAAAUGAUCAUAUUGUUAAUUAUGGUUGAUUUGUUGACAUUUCCAUCAAAACGACUGCUUUCAGAGCAAUUGUCAAUAUUCAUUGACUAUUGCUAUGCUU
Messenger RNA from Rhopilema esculentum, 2036 nucleotides. RefSeq lists its product as uncharacterized. Gene Ontology annotation, biological process: regulation of transcription by RNA polymerase II. Gene Ontology annotation, cellular component: transcription regulator complex; nucleus. The record is from RefSeq and is a predicted model, not a curated record. NCBI's taxonomy places the organism in Eukaryota, Metazoa, Cnidaria, Scyphozoa, Rhizostomeae, Rhizostomatidae. Gene Ontology annotation, molecular function: DNA binding.